CCGGGUAAAGGCGUGACGUCACAAAGGCAGGGACAGCAACGGCAAUGUUUACUCGGGCUGUUCAAGUGUUGGAUGACUCACCAUCAUUUGGAAGGACUGCGUCGUUCCUGGCCGUCCCACUUUGGAAUCGAAGACGCCUGUCCGGCUUCCGCUACGUCGUCUAGACUGCGCAUCCUCAGUGCGGCCACUGACGGCGCUAAAUGUGCACUUCCUUUGGCGCAAACACUGCAGCGGCGGGAGGGAAGCUUCGUCGGCGGGGCUGAAGACACCGCGGGAGGCUGGGAGAUGGUAGCAUCCGUCCAAAGUGCUUUGAAAGCGGCCGAUGACGAGACGUCGUCGCCUUAUGGAGACCCUUUUGUGUAGUUUGGCAUCGGGGUUAUUCUGGCGCCGAUAUUUCCUCUUGGCGUCCUUCCCUGUGUCCUCCUCGUCAUCUCCAUCAUCAUCAUCAUCACCAUCAUCAUCACCAUCAUCGGACAGAGAGAGGAGAGCAACAUCUGCAUGCUGCAGCAUCGUCAGCAGUCAGGGUCUGCAUAGGCUCCAUCUCGGCUGAAGCCCCCACCAAGCGAUGCCCAGGACUGUUCCACCUUCUGGGAUUGAGGCCGCAGCACAGCUCCCUGGGAUAUAGACCUUCUGCCAGCAUGUUGCAGGCCUCCAGCAGAGCCGGCGGCAGGCGGACCAGAACAUCACCUCCUUGGAGGGAGUGUUGGCAAUGGGCCCUGUGUUUGGGCCUCCUCUGGCCCCCGGGGGCCGUGGGGUCAGCGCUCAACUGCCACAAGACUUGUAUCUGCGCCUCCAACAUAAUGAGCUGCUCCAAGAUGAAUCUGACCAGCAUCCCGACGGGGCUGCCACUCUACACGGCCGUUCUGGAUCUCAGCUACAAUGACAUCACAAGCCUGAGGUCAGAGUGGACUCCUGUGAAGCUCCCCAAACUCCGCAACUUGCUGCUCAGUCACAACGGCCUCCUCUUCCUGUCUUCAGAGGCCUUCAACUAUGUGAAGAACCUGCGCUACCUGGACCUGUCCUCCAACGGCCUGCAACAGCUGGAUGAGUUUGUCUUCGAGCCUUUGGUCAACCUGGAGGUUCUCCUGUUGUACAACAACAACAUUCACCAGAUCGACCGCUCGGCUUUCAUCACCAUGGUCAAUCUCCAUAAGCUCUACUUGAGCCAGAACCAAAUCUCCCGAUUCCCCGUGGAGCUUGUCAAGGAAAAGUCCCGUCUGGAGAAACUCAGCUUGCUGGACGUGUCCUCCAACAAGAUUAAAAUGUUGCCCAUUGAUGAGCUUCAGGUCCUGCCGGCCUGGAUUAAAAACGGCCUGUACUUCCACAACAACCCCCUGCUGUGUCACUGCGACCUCUACACCCUGCUGGCACACUGGAACAUCCGCAAGCUCAACUCAGCCCUGGACUUCAAGGAGGACUUCACGUGCGUCAUGCCAGGCCCGCAGAAAACCCGAGUGGGGGUUUUUGAUCUGAGCGGCGACACCAUGAACUGCAGCACGUUCAAGGAGGCCGAGCAGGAGGCCUUUCUGGAGCAGUCGCUGCUUCUGGGCUGCGACACCAAACACAGGAACAUGUUCAAAACCUGGACACUUCCUGGUAAUGUGGCAGUGGUGCCAGGAGGCAACCAGACUGCCCGGGUCCUGCCAGACGGCAGUCUUCAAGUUAGUCCGGUCAGAUCUGACGACUCCGGAACCUACACCUGCUUUGCCACCAGCGACACCUUCAAUGAGACCAUCUAUGUGGUGCUGAAGGUCCACAACUUCACCAUGCACGGCGGUGGAGAUACCCUGAACACGGCAUACACCACCUUGGUGGGCUGCCUGGCCAGCGUGGUUCUGGUGGUCAUGUAUCUCUACCUGACGCCGUGUCGCUGCUUCUGCUGCCCCAAUAAGGGUAAAAGUAGGGGGGAGGACAGCAUCCACUCCUCCAUGUUGAGCGUGACGCCAACUCACGGGGAGCCGCCGUUCAAGGCCGAGCUGGACAGGCACGUGGCUUUCAUGGACUCCAAGGAGGCCCAGCGCCAGAACGGCAAGCUGAACCCGAAUGGGAACGAGGACGAUGACGACCUGGACGUAGAGGCCAGUUCGCUUAUGAAGGGAAAGAGGAAGAAGUCUGGAGCGGAGUCCAUCAGCUCGGUCUUCUCAGACACUCCGAUGAUGGUCUGAGUGGGGAGGUGACCUCUACUAGCAGCCUUGCAUCAAGGAACAUGGCUAAAGCUAAAGCCAGCUUAGAUGAGACACUUUAUGGGAGUCAAGGUCUUGUUGGCGACCAUCAGCAGGACUUUUCCAGCAUCGUAACGUGUAGCACUUCAUGGAAUGAUGUACUGUGAAGGACGGGCCGUGUCGGAAGAAGGGAAACUCACCAUGUGACAGCGCUAAUGUGGGCGGGAAUUCCAUUGGAGAAAGUAAACUAGCACCCAGCAUCAUAACAAAGACCAGAAGACAUUGCUUCUAGCCUAUGGUAGCGGAGGGGAGGGGUCAGAUCGGCAUCAUCCACCUUCAGUUAUCUGUGGGGGGCGCAGGAUGCUGCAUUAUAGGAGAUCUAGAUGGCGCUAGCCGACGUUUUAGAGAGUAAAAUGUAGCACAACUUGAUAACAACGGUAUACGUAUAUAGAGGUAUAUUUUCCAUGACUGUGUACUCCUACUGUAUUUAUCCAUCUCCUACAUCCAUUUUCUUAGGGUCAAGGGUGAGCUGGAGCCUAUUACAGCUGACUUCAGGCGAGACGCAGGGACCCGGACCAGCCAAUGGCAGGGAGCAUAGACUACUGAGUUUUAGGGUUUCAAAAAAGAAGAAGUGGGAGUGAGAAAAAAAAUGCUGACUAAUGCUGAGUAACCACCAACUGAAAUAGACUGUUCACCGGCUUAUCAAAAGCCCCCCCCCCCCCCCGUGCCCAAAAUAGACAUCAAAUGUUCCCAAAAUGAGUAGCUGUGGCAUUUCCACAUGGCCAUUUUGACGCCCCUGCACAACCUGCAGCUCCCUUGUUUCAAACGCCACCAAUCAUGACGGCACCCCCCCCCCCCACUGUGUUGUGUGGAAACAUCUCGGGUGGGUUCUCUCUGUCAUGCUAGUAACGUGGGAAGCCACCAGGACCAGCGAGCCGUCAUGGCCUCUCAUGACAGAUCAACACUUUUACCUUUCAAUGUCCCGUCUUUGUGCUCCUCCAUCCAUUCCCUCCGAUCCGGGUCCUGGUCGCGGGGGCAGCAGUCUCAGUCUGGAAGCCCAGACCUCCUGGUCCCCGGACACCUCCUCCAGCUCCACAAGCCGUCCAUGCUGGAUAAGACUCCUUCUUCGGCUCGUCUUUGGUGCUGUCGUGCAAAUUCCUAUCAGGCAACUUAGAAGACAUUUUUGUUCUUAACCCCCCCCCCCCUUGCAGAUGCCAAGCGAUGCUAUCGGACCGCAGUCGGCCCGCUGUGAGACGGCCUUGCUUGUGCAGCUCAGCAAUCCAGCUGUGCUCAAAGGGAGCAUUUUGCCUUUGCCAUCUAGAGAUGGUGGCAGUGGGAAAAAUGACAUUGGAUCCACAUUUUGGACAAGAUGUUGUCUUUUGGAGGCGUUUGAUCAACAGUCUAUUUCAGUUCAUGGUCAUGCAAUACAUUGCUGACUCCAAAAUGUUUGUGUCUCAUUUGGAUGCUCUACUUAGAGCCUCCAUAAGAUGGAACACAGCAGCGUGUAAAUUCUUUUGGUGGUUUUCGCCACUUUCAAUUUUGAUCAGCAUUCACGCUCACAUUGACGCCUACAGCCGACUUAGCGUCUCCAAUGACCCUCACAUCCACGCACUAAACAUGCUAACUCCGCACAGAGGUACCCAGAUGGAGAUCGGAACCUCUGAUCUCCAGGCCUAGGUCCAGGCCUAGGCCUAGGCCUAGGUCAGCGUGCAGCCCCUCUGCAUGUUCCUGGCGUUAAAAGUAGUAGAAGCAAGUCAUUCCGAUGACACAUGCACGUUGGUCCAAGCGUGUUUCCAGGAACGAAUGGAGAGUAACGGGCCAUCAUGCAUGUUGGAUGUUGUUUAGCGGUUAUGAAGGGGUGGGGUACAGGUACACCACCAUGGACGGACACCACAGAAGGACAUGAAUAAGGAGGAAUGAAAGCUGUCAAAGGGAGCUGGAUGGAUGAGAUGGGUUGCAUCUUGCCACUGUCCUUCAUCAUGAGUCCCAACACUAAAGCCAUUGUCGGAGGCUCACUUCAGCUCCUGGCGUGCGUUUAGCCCUCAAAAGUCAUCCAGGGAAAUGAAUACGGAGUACGGAAAUGCCCACGGCAUUAAUUCAUGUGUUUGCUCAUUAAAUGAAUCCAGCGAUUAGAGAAGAAUUGUAGUCCUUUAAAAGGUGCUUUGGUCUCUUAACAGGAACGUUGUCAGCAUCCCCCCCCCCCCCCCCCCCCCACAUUGGGAUAUAGAACAUCGGGUCUGGAAUAACACAAGACACUAGUUUAGCACUAAUUAGCACUAAUAGUGUGGGCCACUUUGAAGGGUGCAGACCUCUUUCCAACAUCCCUGCAUAUGGACAUAUAAAGUAUAUACUGUAUCUGUUGAGUAUUCUAGUUGUACAGUUGCGUAUGUUCUAUCAGUGUACUGCACAUGUGUUGUUGUGUAAUCCGACCGUGUUGCUCAUUUGGCCUGCUUCUGUGCUAUUGUUGUUUUAACAUGUAAGUCUUGACAUACAGACGGAUUUUUAGAUAGCUUGGGUUUGUGACGCCGUUUCCAUCGAUCUCUCCAUUUCCUGUACUGCAUGUCUUCAUCAGGUCACAGGGUCAUGCUGCGGCCUAUCCAAGCCGACUUCAGGCAGGAGGCGGGCUUUACCUUUGAUGAACAAGCCAACAUGCUAACAGGCAGUGAUUAUGUAGCCACAAGUGAUUUUAGCCAGCAUCUGACCUGAAGAGGAGGUCCUGUGACCUGCUUGGGUCGGGCCAUGUCUGAUGCCUGCUGGAGAAUAGAAUCCCUUCAGGAUCACGUCCAUCUCCAUUAGACAGUACUGUUAUGACUCCCACGCAUGACAGGAAGAGCCGACAUCGAGGAUCAAAGCUGCGUCUGUGAACGCUUGGCGGCCACAACCCAGCGAUGAGGAAAACGCUCACGCAUGGCGACGAGGAUGUGGGAUGGAUCUUUGAAAGAGAAAAGCGAAACGAAACGACUGCAUCCGUGAAGGGCAAUCUGGUCCUCUAACCAUACACCAGCCGUCUGGGAACAUUCCUGAGGUGAUGGAUGGAAGCCUUUAGAUUGACAGGUCAAAUGUAGAAUGGCUUUGCAUGGAAUGCUAGGUGGGCGUGGCCUCUGCCAUUUGCGGUAUCACUUGAUUAAAGACUGAUAUUGACACACUA
Doryrhamphus excisus (bluestripe pipefish) is the source of this 5310-nucleotide messenger RNA. It is a transcript of the gene amigo1, whose product is annotated as adhesion molecule with Ig-like domain 1. Gene Ontology annotation, molecular function: protein binding. Gene Ontology annotation, cellular component: membrane. NCBI's taxonomy places the organism in Eukaryota, Metazoa, Chordata, Actinopteri, Syngnathiformes, Syngnathidae. The record is from RefSeq and is a predicted model, not a curated record. Gene Ontology annotation, biological process: brain development.